This is a messenger RNA of Anthonomus grandis grandis, 4779 nucleotides long. RefSeq lists its product as uncharacterized. The record is from RefSeq and is a predicted model, not a curated record. Gene Ontology annotation, biological process: transmembrane transport; monoatomic ion transport. The coding region runs from base 141 to 4607 and encodes 1488 amino acids. Gene Ontology annotation, cellular component: membrane. The transcript has 28 exons. NCBI's taxonomy places the organism in Eukaryota, Metazoa, Arthropoda, Insecta, Coleoptera, Curculionidae. Gene Ontology annotation, molecular function: protein-containing complex binding; monoatomic ion channel activity.
AUUUCAACACGGCCGAACGGGAGAAAGUAACUCUAUACUUAUUGGCUUACGUGACGGGUUUACGUUAAGUUGUUACCACUAGUAAAAGUAAUUGUACGAUGUUUAAAUAUUACGCAAUACGCUAAGUAUCUUGUCUGGAAAUGCCAAAGUGGAGGUUAAAAACUGAGGCAGUCAGUUCAAAAUGUCAAGGAAGGGUAGCUUACAAAAAAGCAAAACAAUCUCUUACGCCAAUCUUUGAGAUUGACCCAUCACCAUCCGGAUCUCUAGAGACAGCAUUUGCUAAUAGUGGCGCUCGUUUACCGGGGGCAGAAAGCCAUACCCAGGGGAGUCAUGGAAGUCACUUGAUGGUAGGGGUCACACAUGCGGGGGACGACGGGAGUUCAGAUGAUGCCAACACACCGUCGCACAGUCCUCGGUCGCAUAAUACUAGCAGAGAAGAAGAUGAUAGUUCGCAGGCGAACGAAAGUGACAACAAAAGUCCAAAUCAAAGGACGAAAUCGAACCAGCGAUGGAUGAAACUUAGGACUACUGUGCAAAUAUCAUCAGCAAUAUCAGCAAAAAAACCUCCUUUAAAACGAGAAGACUCUUUUUUACAGAGAUUUUCAACCCGGCAAUUACCAGAGGCUCAAGAGACUGUAGAAGAUACGGGUAGUGAAGGCUGUGCAGGAGACAAUAGAUCGGCGCCUGGUAGACGAAGAAAAAGACUACGUCAGUCACGUAGUGUCGUAAAUCCUGAUUCGAACUUUUAUUUUUAUUGGUUGUUUAUAUUGACAAUUUGUGUAUUAUAUAAUAUGUGGACAUUAAUAGUUAGACAAAGUUUUCCUGAACUGCAGGAAAUGAUUACUACCUUCUGGCUUACCUGUGAUUAUCUAAGUGACUUGGUUUUUCUACUAGAUGUUGGUCUCCAAUUUAGGACAGGAUAUUUAGAACAAGGUUUAAUGGUAUAUGAUUCUAAAAAAUUGGCCUGUCACUACCUUUGCUCACGUGCCUUUUUGUUGGACCUGACUGCUUUAAUCCCACUUGAUUUGUUGCAGUUAAGAUUUGGCUCAAAUCCACUGUUAAGAUGCCCCAGAUUUUUAAAGGUAUACAGGGCUAUCAACUAUUAUUAUAUGGUAGAAUCGAGAACCAUUUGGCCAAAUCUGUGGAGAGUGGUAAACUUAAUCCAUAUUUUACUGAUACUUGCUCAUUGGUUUGGAUGUUUUUAUUUUUUAUUAUCAGAAGCAGAAGGUUUUCAGGGCGAUUGGGUUUACCCCUAUCGGCCUGGAGACUAUGCGACUCUUACCAGAAAGUAUUUGGGAUCUCUAUAUUGGUCUACUUUAACCCUUACUACAAUAGGAGACUUACCUACACCUGAAACAAAUGCAGAAAACAUAGGUUCAGUUGACGGACCUCGGUCGCUGCCACGCAGAGGGGUUAAAUCUCGUCUACUGCAGUUCAACACCAGUAACGGAUAUAUUUUUACAAUAGUUAGUUAUCUUAUCGGAGUAUUUAUAUUUGCGACUAUAGUCGGUCAAGUGGGAAAUGUGAUCACAAACAGAAACGCCAAUAGACUGGAGUUCGAACGACUUUUAGAUGGUGCCAAAACAUAUAUGAGACAUCAUAAGGUACCAGGUGGUAUGAAGCGGAGAGUAUUGAGGUGGUAUGACUAUUCGUGGUCUAGAGGACGAAUACAAGGUGGUGGUGAUAUUAAUACAGCCUUAGGUUUACUUCCCGAUAAAUUAAAAACUGAAUUAGCAUUACAUGUCAACUUGAGUGUCCUUAAAAAGGUUACGAUAUUCCAAGAGUGCCAACCAGAGUUCCUUAGAGAUUUAGUAUUAAAAAUGAAAGCUUACAUUUUUACACCUGGAGAUUCAAUAUGUCGUAAAGGUGAAGUGGCGCGAGAAAUGUUUAUUAUUGCUGAUGGAAUAUUGGAAGUUAUUAGCGAAACUGGCAAGGUAUUAACAACAAUGAAAGCUGGAGACUUUUUUGGAGAAAUUGGUAUCCUUAACUUGGAUGGACUAAAUAAACGUACUGCCGAUGUGAGAUCAGUAGGUUACUCAGAGCUUUUUUCACUCUCGAGAGAAGAUGUAUUAGCGGCCAUGAAAGACUACCCAGAAGCCCAAGAAAUUCUUCAGGCGUUAGGAAGGAAACGACUUAUGGAGGUGAAAGCUAGUGCGAAGCAGUCUCAAAAUCAUAAGAGUGAUCAUCACCACAAGAGUGAACAUGGACAGGAUAAUAGAGGUUUAGUGGAUAAGAUUAAGAAUGAAGCCAAAGGACUGAAAAAGGCUUUAAGAAAAUCUCGGACGUAUUAUCGCCGUAGCAACGAGAGUCUAGAGCUACAGCCACUUCAGCCUCCAGGUUACGGCAACAGAAAUAAGGGUAGUACCGGACACGACACUAAAGGCACACUGAAAAGAAUGUCGAGAAUAAGAUCAAACGAGCUAAGUCAGGACUAUCCAGAAAGUGAAAGAAGUGAAAGAAGCGAAGCCAUAGUUCUCGAGCAAGAAAAAUCUACUUUUGUAUCGCCCUUAGGUGCAGGUUUACCUUUGCUGCAGAGACUGAGACUUUUAAAAGAAAGGCAAGACAGCGAAGAAAAGGUAAAAGGUGGUCAGAUCCCGACGUCUCCUUUAUUGCCUCCUAGAUCAGCAACACUUGUAAAAUCACCUUCUAUCAUUGAAGAAACUUCACUUAUAGAAAAACCUGUUCGAGAGGACUUACCUCUUUUGCAAAGAAUACUAUUGCUCAAAGCGAAAGAUGAAAAAAAAAACAAAAAUAUGAAUACAGGAAUAAGUGGCUAUCAGCCAGUUUUAGGUAGGGCACCUUUGUUAUGUCAAGCUACUUCACCCUCUCCAUCAAUAGUAACUACUCCGAACAUUACCUUACCAACUAGGGCAUCGUUUUCUGGACCAAUUAAAAAACCUACGACGAUAGUUCCAGUUAAACUUGAUAAUAAAAUUUCAUUUAGAGAUAAAUUAAAACUACAUGCAAUUGCGAAAGAAAAAGACACGUCAAUUAAAGAUUCUUUGCUUAAAGACAGUGACUGCCCUGCUGUCACUGAACAAUUAAUAAGUCCAGCAGCUUCUACGAUUAAGUUAAAAGAAGGAUCGCAACAGCCGUCCAGUACCUCACAUAAAAUUGAAGAUUUUACUCUAACUAGUGUAAAUAGUGAACAAAAGCCGGCAAAGAGCGAAAAUUCGACAAGUAUCGACAAGAAUGGUGCUCAUUGGUCAAAACUUAAAAGAGCAGCUAUUUCUAAAGAUAUCGAGGGAGUAUUAGGACUAGGAGAUAUCAAGGAUAAUCAAGAUAGCAGAGAAGUAAAAAGUGCAGGAGUUCAGAGGUCAGGAUUGUUGUUCAAUAGAAAAACAAAACACUACCGGUCAAUAGAUGAUCUUUCACCAGAAUAUGGACCCCUUCCAUUUGUCAAAAAACUAAAAGUUCUAAACGAACGUCAAAAAAUUGAAGAACUAGAAACAGUCAUAAAAACCAGAAGUUUUUCAUUAGAUAUUCCAGAAAGCCAAAGUGAAACUUUUGAUGCUUUAACAAGAUCGCACUCAGAAAGUUCCUCAAUGCACCAAGACCAACAAUGGAAUAAACAGUUCCUAUCGGCUCCCUUAACAUCCUCACCUCGCCAUUUCUCAAACGAAUCAAAUGAAACUCCUGAAAGGAGAAACUUGAAAUCCAUUUUAAAAAACCUCUCAGAGGAUACGAAAGAAAAGGAUGCGGAAAGUAAAAAGUCCAAGAAGGAGAAAAACUCACAAAAAAUGGAUUCUACUGAAUUUAAAAGAUUAAUAAGAGCUCCUACGAUUGAAGGUUAUGCCGCACGACAUAGCAAACUAUCAAAAAGUGUCACUUUCAAUAGAGAUACUCUACAGAGUCCUCCAAACAGUGCUAAUACCGUACUAGGUACACCACAGAACUUGUUUUCUUUUGUCCAUUCAUCCAUUGAUAAUAGGUUGGAUAUUAAGGAAAAGGAGAAAAUAUAUGAGCUCGAACGUUGUAAUGUACAAAUAGUGCCUAACAAAACCAAUAACAAGUACAAAAUCAUUAAAACUUCAAAAGAAGACGAGCAACAAUAUUUUACUGAUAUAUUAUUUGCAAUAAAGCAAGUCAUGAGUGCACACUUUCAGGAUUUACAGCAGAAGUUCCAGGAGAGAUUUGAUAGACUGGAAUUGGAGCUUAAAAAUAAAAAUGAGAUAAUUGAACAAUUAAAAUCACAUAUCUAUGAAUUGGAAAACAUGAAUAAUGAUUCAGAUUCACUAGAUACUAUUAUAAGUAAGCAUCACCAAUCAUGGGAAGAACCAACACAUGAAGAAGAAGAAGAACUACUAGAACUACCUCAGCCUAUGAAUGUUUGGCCUUCUAGAUCGAAUAGUGUUUUUUUAAAUAUAGAAUCUACUACAGAUACGGAUUCAGAAAACAUAGACGGUGAAGGAAAUCACUCAGAAACUGAUCCUACAGACGGCGAGACGGAGGAUAAUCAAUAUGAAAACUCAAGUUCUAACUGGGAAAUUGAACUCCUAGCUGCACAAAUGCGUCAGAGAAGAGCAGCCAGCCUAGAUCAUAGCACAGGAAGGCCCUUGAUUCGAAAUAGGUUCCUUCGAGGUUCAAGUAUGGAUGGGAAUGAUUGAUAUAAGGUGAUCCAUAGAACCAGAACCAAAUCAGUAACCACUUACGACAAAACAGCGUUAUAUAAAGGGCGGUUUUUAGUCCUAUAUACUUAUUAUAAAUUUAAAAUUAUCAUAUUAAAGGUAUAUCCUAAAAAUUAAAAAUAAAAGAAGCAAUAAGCAAACUGAGAUUCGA